Molecule: messenger RNA, 6368 nt
Organism: Morone saxatilis (striped sea-bass)
Lineage: Eukaryota; Metazoa; Chordata; Actinopteri; Moronidae
Gene: arhgef11
Product: Rho guanine nucleotide exchange factor (GEF) 11
Exons: 41
Coding region: 1571-5899 (1442 amino acids)
Biological process (GO): intracellular signal transduction; G protein-coupled receptor signaling pathway
Cellular component (GO): cytoplasm
Molecular function (GO): guanyl-nucleotide exchange factor activity; G protein-coupled receptor binding
Source: RefSeq, a predicted model, not a curated record
GCGUCUGAUCUUUGAGAACAUGGUGGUGGAUCAGCAGCCAGUCAAGACAGCAGGACAACAACACAGCAGAGAUCAUUAUUUCAAGAACUGGGGAUUUUAAAGAAGGCAAUAAAGACAUGCAACGGUCGUGAUUAACGUCCGAGUCUCCUGGCAAACCACGAGAGGGAAAAGCAAAUCCGGAUUUUACCACUGUGGCUUGUUUUUAAGGGACCUGAGGUGGAGCUUUACUGGGAUCGUAUUGCCUUCUAGCGAGCUGGCUAACAUGCAGCUUUAGUGUUUGAAUUUGCACGAAAACGGGGAAAAAUACGGGCUGUAAUUUACAUGGGCUGCUACUAUCUCGACCCCUUUAACACCCAUCUAAUCGCACGCAGUUACAAAAAAAAGUAAUGUUGGCGUUUCACCUUGCAAACACAAGCAGGUUAGCUAGCCACCUCUAAAGGACCGACUCGUUGGCGCAGCUGAUAGCCGAACCCACGGCGCUUUCGCUCGGCCUGAGGACCAACGCGAUGCCGCGGCUUGAAAUCGGGCCUUCGGGAAGCUAACGCUAGCUGGACACAGCAGGGCCGCUUCAGAUGGUGGUUAUCAUUCCCAUGGCCGGUUUGUUAGACAAGUCACAACUCAAAGUCGAGAAGCAGCUUUAACUCUUCAUUCUGCACGGAGUUAUUUUAUUUUCAUGAGAUAACUGCAAAAAGUAAGAGCUAACGCCGGGUAAUCUGCUAAUUAGCCAGUUCAUUAGCCGACGGUAGCGACUUGUUUACAGUGUUAGCAUUUCCAUUUUCUGCCACUUACAGUUAGCCUGCAAGCGUGUUGGACUGGUGGGGUAAUUGGGCUUUUAUUUGCCCCCUUCGUUAACCUGAGGUACGUUAUAUUGCGCAUCAAGCCACGUACACACCCAGUGCAGAUAACACCGCUAUUAAAAUGACAUUGGGCCAUUUGUGUGAAGAGUUUAACAACCUAUGCAAUGCGUGUGAGUGAGAAAGCAGCGACGUUUAAGUUAGUGCGUAGUUUUUUUUUUUUCGUUUUUUUUUAUGGGACCAUUUAGGUUGGCACAGCUGUCCUUAAAGCCACGCAUGUAAACAAGCCCGACUGUAGUUACACUAAAUGAUCUUCCAGGAAUUAGCCCUUGCACAGACACUACACGGGCAUGGGAGCUGUUGACCUCCUGCAGCACAGAGACACAUCAGCCAUUCAUUCAUGAUUGAUGACCUUUGAGGAAGCAGACUGUCCCCCUUUUAUCUGUUUUCCACUACACCAAGCUACCCUCAGCCUGUGUUUUAGUGUAUCUUUUUAACCACUAAUGUAAAUCUAUUAAAGGGGAGAGAUACUGAGGAGUCCCACUGGCACCUGACUGGAACCACUGGGGUUGGAUGGGAACAUGAGGAGCACUCUGUCUGAUCUGAACAAGCCUCCCAGUAGCUUGAAGAUCUGAUCAAAAGCACAACAUAGAGCCCCCAUUGUGUGGACUGAAAAACCCGACGAGGAAAGAGACGAUGGGGAUGAUGAUAAAAGAGGCCCAGUGACAGUGUUGAUCCCGCACCAGGAAGCAGAGGAGUGUCACAAGGCUGCAGACAUGAGUCUCCGCCAGCCAACCUCCACGUUGGACAGGCUCAGCAGUCUGACCAUCGGGGACUCGGAGCGCAAAUCCUCUGCCACCCAGCAGAGGGAGCCAACGGCUGACAUCCCUGUCGAGAGUACGGGUCCCGGUCUUGUCCAGAGGUGUGUGGUCGUGCAGAAGGACCAGCUCGGGUUUGGCUUCACAGUGUGUGGAGAGAGAGUCAAGCUAGUGCAGAAUGUCCGACCAGGUGGUGCAGCAGUCAAGGCCGGGGUCCAAGAAGGGGACAGAAUCAUAAAGGUGAACGGGUCGCUGGUGUCCUCCAUGUCCCAUCAGGAGGUGGUAAAGCUCAUCAAAUCUGGACCGUAUGUAGCCCUGACACUACAAGGACCACCCCCUUGCACUGCCUCCUUGCCCUUAGAGCCUCUCUCCACUGACCACGCACAGGGUCACAGAAAGUCUCUGGGUGGGGAGGCCCCACCCCCUCCACCUCCACCCUUGCCCUCUGGACUGAGCAGCACCCCUUCCCAAAGAAUCACUGGACCUAAACCACUACAGGACCCAGAAUUACAUAAACAUGCCACUCAGAUACUCAGGAAAAUGCUGGAGCAGGAAGAGGCCGAACUACAGGACUUGCUGGAGGAGCAUCUGAAGAACCCGUCGCCGUCAUUGGAGGAGCGGAUUGAAAGUGCCAAGAGGAGAGCCCACCAAGUCAGGGUGAAGAUUCAGCAAGAUCUGGAAGGAACGCGGUCAGAGUCUGCCACGAGCUACGUCAUUGCAGGAGAAGGUCGACUAUCGAUGGACUCAAGCGAAGGAGACAUGGAGGCCUUUGAGAGUCCCCACUCCUCCCCCUCAUCCUCCUUCAGGACCCCCCAACACCGACGGCAGAACUCCGACACACACACCCUGUCUGAUUCGGGCGGAAAGGCCCAGAUCAUCGGCCCAGAGGAAGAGGAUGAAGAGGAUGACGGCUAUGCAUUUAACGAGAUGGACGGUCCGUUCCAGGACCUUGAGUUGUUGAAGUCACGACCGGCACACAUGGCCGUGUUCAUGAGAUACGUCUUUACCCAGCUUCUGGACCCCAACCCUCUGCUGUUUUACCUGUCAGUGGAGGCCUACCUGGGCUCCAGUCCUAAAGACGCCCGCGCACUUGCACCUCAGAUCUGCUCCCAUUUCCUGGACCCAGAUGCUCCCCUGAAAAUCAAAGUACGAGAGGAGUACCUCACAGAUAUAGAAAGUCGACUUCAUGCUCAGGAGGACAUCAGGGGACCUCUGUCUGAGCUGCAGCAGCAGGUGCUGCCGGACAUCCAGGACCAGAUACAGGACUACAGGAACAAGCAGAUGAUGGGUCUUGGCUCUCUGUUUGGAGAAGGAGACCUGCAGCAGCUGGAUGGAGACCCGAUGAAAGAGAGACAAGUGGUUGACAGACAGGUCACUGCCCUCUGGGAAAUACUAUCAAAGCACGAAGAGGACAGAAGUUCUCCUCUGGCGUCGGCAGUGCUCCUGUACCUGCGUCAUUCUGGUAUCAAGCUAAGAGACUCCAAGGUCUUCCCUGGUUUGAGCACAGAGAAGGAGAAGUGGCUCGCUUUCUUAAAGACGAAAAAGCUGAGUGGCACAAAGAAAGAGAAAGAUGGAGAGGAUAAAAAGAGAAAUCCCAUCCUGAAGUACAUCGGCAAACCCAGGAACACAUCCCAGUCCACAUUCCAUGUCCCGUUGUCACCCACCGAAGUCCGUCCCGGCAGUGUGAGGAACAUCAUUCAGCAGUUUGAGAAUCACACGGAGACGACGGGAGAGGAGGGGGGUGACGCUGCUGACCCCCAAAGGCUCUCCUCCAGCAGCCUGGGAGAAGACGGCAUGGACAGCCCUACGGUCUCAGUGCGUCUGGCACGUAGCGAGUCACUGAAGGCUCAGGGAGAGGGGCGUCGGCGGGGCGUCGUCUCAGGGACGGAGUCUGUCCCUCGCUCUCGCAGCGACGUGGACAUGGAGGACUGCGGGGAGGAGAGGGAGGGGCCGGGCCUCAGGCCGUUGCAGCACAGCGCGUCGUCAUCUGCAUCCAGCAGCUCUGCGCGGUCUCUAGAGAACCCUACACCCCCAUACACCCCUCGGUCUAGACGCAGGAGUGUAGACUCACCGUUGGCGUUGCUGCCAGACGCUGCGGCGCUGGAGGAAGACGUGUACGACAGUCAGAACUGGCAGGACACAGUUCCUCCUCAGCUCCUCGCCACGCUCAGUCCGAGGGAGGUGGACAGACAGGCGGUCAUAUACGAGCUGUUCACCACUGAGGCGUCUCACCUGCGGACCUUGAGGGUCUUGGACCAGGUCUUUUUCCAGAAGAUGAGGUCUGUGCUGAACUCUGAUGAGCUCGCCUGCAUCUUCCCCAACCUGCCCCAGGUCUACGAACUCCACGCAAGUCUGUGCGAGGCGAUGAAGAAGCGAAGAGAAACCCCCAUCGUUCAGGACAUCGGCGACGUUAUGCUGGCCAGGUUUGAAGAUGCAGCUGGAGAUGAGUUCCAGGAACAGGCGUCCCAGCUGUGCAGCCAGCAAUCUCAGGCCCUGGAGCUGAUCAAGAACAAACAACGUAAAGACCCUCGCUUUGCACACAUCAUCCAGGAGUGUGAGGCGAGUCCCCACUGUCGGAGGCUGCAGCUCAAAGACCUGCUGGUGUCGGAGAUGCAGAGACUCACCAAGUACCCUCUGCUGCUGGACAACAUCAUUAAACACACAGAGGGUGAGGAUUCAACAGCGGGUUCGUCGGACCUCCCCUCACUUCAGCGCGCCCAGGCGUGUUGCAGAGGGAUACUGCAGGCUGUCAACGAGGAUGUGAGGGAAACGGAACACCGGCAACGCCUCAGCCAAUACCAACGCAGGCUGGACGCUGCCCCACAAUUCAAGAGUCUGGACUUAUCCACUAAGAGAAUGAUCCAUGAAGGUCCUCUCACGUGGAAAGUCAACAAAGACAAGCAGAUAGAGAUUCAAGCGUUGCUGCUGUCGGACUGCCUGGUCCUUCUACAGAGGGGCCCAGACGACCGGCUGCAGCUCAGAUAUCCAUCCCGCUGGCUGGGUGGAGGCGGAGGAGGCAGCGGAGACAGCAAGACCUCCUUCAGCCCUCUGGUGAAGCUGCACUCGCUGCUGGUCCGCUCAGUAGCUACAGACAACAAAGCCCUCUACAUCAUCAGCACCACAGAGAGGCAGAUCUACGAGCUGGUGGCUGGGACGUCAUCGGAGAAAAACAACUGGAAAGAUUUACUAGAAAAGACCAUCUCAUCGGCAGACGGUUCAUCACCCCUGAUCAAUCACGGAUCCAUGCGUCUGUCUUCCCCCAGUCUACGCAGUGCGUCCCCAGUCUCAACUGGCAGUAAUGUCUUUGCAGACAAUUCCAUGACGGAGCAGUCGGACUCCAUGGAGACUCAUUCCAACAACAACGACGACAUUGUGCCCUCAGCCAACACACCUUCGGACCAAUCAGAAAGAAAAGCUGCCGGUGUGGCAGAGGCCGCUUUACAAGACGUUGAAACACUAAAGCAGCUCAUAUUACGGGAUUUAGAAGAGGACGGUUGGAGCCACGAUUCCGAUGACACGCCCACUAACGAGACGACCAACGAAAGGAGCUCGUUCACAGAGAGACAGCGGCCAGAGUCUCUGGAGACGGUCCUCAACUUCAGCGUCGACGAAUGGGAGGCCGAGCCUGAAGAGGUUCCGCCCCCAGACGCCGAGCAGCCUAGCGUUCAGGUCGUGAGAAAAGCUAUGGUUGCGGGUCCUUCUUCUUCUUCUUCUGUCCCUGACGACAUCACUGAUGAUGUCGCCCUCCCCUCCGACCAAUCAUCCAAGCCGAGAGGCGAGGCCACCGCGCAGGGGAACACUUUCUACCUGGUAAUGCCUACAGAGCAAGGAGAGAGCAUCACCGAUGACCACGACGACCCCCCGACCCCCACCGCCAGCCACUUCCCUCAGUCGCUCGUGGAAGUGAUGUCACCACAGAUGCAGCCGGAGGAGGAAACGCCCGACUUUGUCCCCGCGCCCAACCGAUCGGAGGCUAUGCAACCGGAACAGGAAGAAGAAACGGGUCAAUCGCAGGCUGGGCACCAGAGCCACGUGAUCAAAAACGUGGACGAGAUUUUCCACACGAUUGAGGGGUUGAUGAGCAAGUUGCGGCAGCUGAAGGAAAUUGAGAAAGCCCAUCACACGCUUUUGAAAACCCUCAGAGAGCCAUCUGUCAAUCAGGAGUCAGAGGAACAACAGUGUCCCUCGGCAACCGUCUCCAGAACACCAUCGCUGGAUCGCGGAUCAGGAGACGCAGGUAAAGAGGGCAGUCCAGCAGAGCCCAAGAUUCAGUCGACAGGAUUCUAACAUCGCUGCGGAGUGGAUUUACAUGUCACUCAAUCUUGAUGGAGGCACCCAUAUGUACCCACCGUCAGACUGUGGCACCUCAGCCCUGCCUCCCCUCGCCCCUCGUCCCUGCAUGCACUGGCCAGUGGAACAGAGCCCAGGAAGGACCAUGGCUGUUUCUUUUGUUGUUGUUUUCUGUUGCCCUGGGACACCAGGAUGCCUGACGGACUCGCUGGGAUUUCUGAGGGGGUCAGCACAACCUCUCAGAGCAUGAGGGAGUCCAGGACGGAGUGAGGAAAAAAGUAUGAAGGAACAAAAAAAGAAGAAGACAAGUUGACUGGCAAAGAGAAAGGAAAAGUUGGGAAGAAUUGAAAGUGGGGAAAAAAAAAAGUUGGAUACUUGUGAAGGAAAAUGAGUUGUACGUCUUGCUUUAAAGAGCUGGUUGAAGGAGCGGAGCAGGAAAGUGUUGAAAUGUUAAUUUAAGGAAAAA